This is a messenger RNA of Colletotrichum higginsianum IMI 349063, 1542 nucleotides long. RefSeq names its product Peptidase C1-like family protein. Lineage: Eukaryota; Fungi; Ascomycota; Sordariomycetes; Glomerellales; Glomerellaceae. The coding region runs from base 1 to 1542 and encodes 513 amino acids. The transcript is spliced from 2 exons. Gene Ontology annotation, cellular component: cytoplasm. The record is from RefSeq and is a predicted model, not a curated record. Gene Ontology annotation, biological process: response to toxic substance; proteolysis; L-homocysteine catabolic process. Gene Ontology annotation, molecular function: cysteine-type aminopeptidase activity.
AUGGGUUCCCAACAGUCCAAGACGGCGGUCGACGCAUCCAACGAAAAGGCCCUCCUCGAGCGCCUCCGCCGGAUCCAGGUCGCCGAUGACAACUUUGUCAACGUCGACGGCUCCUCAUCCUCCUCCUCCGCCACCGGCGCUGACAACGAAAAGAGCGAUGUCAGACUCACCCGCGAGCCCGAGGGCCUCCCCGUCCAGCAAACACAAUCCUGGCAGUCGCGGUUCCUCUCCGACCCCAAGAACAAGCUCGCCCUCACGGCCCUCAGCACCGCCGACCCCCGCGCCGUGCUGGCGUCGACGCCCGCGAGGCUCGCCGACCCGCACGUCUUCAACACGCGCAUCCCCUUCGAGGGCGCGCCCAUGACGAACCAGCGCUCGUCCGGCCGGUGCUGGCUCUUCGCCUCGACCAACGUCUUCCGCGUCGCCCUGAUGCGGCGCCACGGCCUCGCCUCCUUCGAGCUCUCCCAGUCCUACCUCUUCUUCUGGGACAAGCUCGAGAAGAGCAACCACUUCCUCGAGCAGGUCAUCGACACCGCCGGCGAAGACCUCGACGGCCGCCUCGUCCAGCACCUGCUCGGCGACAUCGUCAGCGACGGCGGCCAGUGGGACAUGGUCUACAACCUCGUCCGCAAGUACGGCCUCGUGCCCCAGGCCCUGUACCCGGACUCGUGGAACGCCAUGAACUCGGGCGUGCUCAACUCCAUCCUCAAGACCAAGCUGCGCGAGUACGCCCUCGCCCUCCGCGCCCAAGUACGCUCCGGCUCCGGCUCCGCCCAUGCGCUGUCCUCGGCCAAGGACGCCAUGAUGCGCGAGAUCCUCUCCGUCCUCACCCUCGCCCUCGGCCCGCCGCCCGACCCGCGCGCCGAGUUCACGUGGUCGUACCUCGACAAGGACGGCAAGGCGCGCGAGCUCACGACGACGCCCGCCGCCUUCGCCACCGACAUCUACUCGCCCGAGCUGCGCAUCACCUCGUCCGUCAUCGACUCCAUGGUCUCGCUCGUCCACGACCCGCGCCACGAGCCCCUCACGCUGCUCACCGUCGACCGCCUCGGCAACGUCGUCGGCGGCCGCGGCGUCACCUACGUCAACGUCGACAUGGCCACCCUCAAGGCCGCCUGCGUCGCCAUGAUCAAGGCCGGCCUCCCCGUCUUCUUCGGCUCCGACGUCGGCAAGUUCAGCUCCUCCGCCGCCGGCGUCAUGGACCUCGACCUCAUCGACUACGAGCUCGGCUUCGGCGUCUCGCUGCUCGGCAUGGACAAGGCGAGCCGCCUGCGCACGGGCGAGAGCGCCAUGACCCACGCCAUGGUCCUGACCGCCGUCCACCUCGACGCCGACGGCCGCUCCGUCCGCUGGAGGGUGCAGAACAGCUGGGGCGAGGGCGCCGGCGACAAGGGCUGGUUCGUCAUGACCGACGCCUGGAUGGACGAGUUCGUCUACCAGGCCGUCGUCGACGUGCGCUUCCUGAGCAAGGAGGUCCGCGCCGUCAUCGGCACCGAGCCGACCGUCUUGCCGCUGUGGGACCCCAUGGGCAGUUUGGCCUAG